Ostertagia ostertagi is the source of this 384-nucleotide messenger RNA. The record is from the annotation of a GenBank genome assembly. NCBI's taxonomy places the organism in Eukaryota, Metazoa, Nematoda, Chromadorea, Rhabditida, Trichostrongylidae.
AUGUCUUCCGCAGAUCUAGCGGAAGACCAUGAUUCGUCCGGUGUUGAGCCUGAUGUUAUUGAGAAGACCCGUACAAUUAAUCUCAGUGAUGUGGUCGACAACGAAACCAUGGCCGAUACUCUUCGUGAAGGAGCCACCAGUGGUCUCUCUGGUAUGGGAGAAAGCGAAGUUUCAAUGGUAUCCGAAGCGCCGCCAAGCACAAUAACGAAUCAACCAUUUCCUGCAACAAGUACAAAGGUGUAUUACCAUAUUGACGAUGAACCAACUCCUUACCUCACUGAGGUCCACGUUCCACCUGAUUUGAUAACACUGGGAGACGUCAAACGGGUACUUAUGAGAUCAAAUUUCAAGUAUUACUGCAAAGCCCUCGACCAAGAUACAGGG